GUCGUGCAACCAUCGAUGCAGGUGAGUCAUAGCGCUCGCGAGAGAUGUUUGUCGUCAGUGGGUGGAAGUUGGGAUGUAUUGUGGUAGGGAAUUUUGGGUGAUGUCGGGUCACCGUUUGGCGAUAUCGAGCGGUUUAGCUGCGGUGGUGAUUGGUGUGCCUCGAACGAGCGGUCGGGUCCAGAUGCCGCAUGUCGUUGGGAUCUUUCGACGGGGGUAGUGGACGUGCAGUUGGUUGUCUCCAUCAACUAACAUUUUCUCGCUGUCGACGUCUGCCACGUAUACAGCCAGUUCUUCUCCCACCACAACGCCCUUCAACCGCAACAACCCCUUUCGGCCAAUCUCAACAAUCACCCGUUCAGCGGACGGGGAGGGAGAGUGUCCAAAAGGCGAGGAGGAGAAGGAUUGGCAGAUGA
This is a messenger RNA of Laccaria bicolor S238N-H82, 413 nucleotides long. RefSeq lists its product as uncharacterized. The transcript has a single exon. The coding region runs from base 189 to 413 and encodes 74 amino acids. NCBI's taxonomy places the organism in Eukaryota, Fungi, Basidiomycota, Agaricomycetes, Agaricales, Hydnangiaceae. The record is from RefSeq and is a predicted model, not a curated record.